AUGACAUCUGUAAAGGUGGCUGUUCGUGUACGACCAUUUAAUGGGCGUGAGAUACAAAAAGCAGCACAACAAAUUAUUAAAAUGGAACAACAAACAACGCAUAUUCGGAAUCCUCGUGAUGUUAAUGAUGUAAAAAGUUUCAAAUAUGAUUAUUCAUAUUGGUCAACGAACGAAACUGAUAGUGAAUUUGCGUCACAGUUACAAGUUUAUAAAGAUUUAGGAAUUGAAAUGUUAGAACAUGCAUUUGAAGGUUACAAUGUGUGUAUAUUUGCUUACGGACAAACAGGCGCUGGUAAAUCUUACACAAUGAUGGGUAAAAUGGAAGAUGGUCAAAAAGGUAUCAUUCCUCAACUAUGUGAAGAAUUAUUCGAUCGUAUCACACGUUUAUCAACGCCAAUAUCAUCACCAUCAGCAUCAUCUGAACCACAAAAUCGUCGAUUUUCUGUCGAAGUAUCGUAUAUGGAAAUUUAUUGUGAACGUGUUCGAGAUUUACUCAAUCCAAAAACCAAACAAAAUUUACGUGUAAGAGAACAUCCAAUAAUGGGACCGUAUGUCGAAGAUUUAUCAAAAUUACUUGUAACUUCUUAUGAUGAUAUUUCGAGACUAAUUGACGAGGGUAAUAAAGCAAGAACAGUAGCAGCUACAAAUAUGAAUGAAACAUCAUCAAGAUCACAUGCUGUAUUUACAAUUGUAUUUUCUCAACGAUGUGUAGAUGAUUUGACGGGUUUGACGAGUGAAAAACAGUCUAAGAUCUCUUUAGUAGAUUUGGCUGGUAGCGAACGAGCCGAUUCGACGGGGGCAACAGGUGAUAGAUUGAAAGAAGGAGCGAAUAUAAAUAAAUCAUUAACAACACUCGGAAAAGUAAUUGCAGCACUCGCUGAAAUGAGUUCGAAACGAAAAAGUAAAUUUGAUAAAAAAGGUGAUUUUAUACCGUACAGAGAUUCAGUCUUGACAUGGCUAUUGAAGGAAAACCUUGGUGGUAAUAGUAAAACAGCUAUGAUAGCUGCUAUCUCUCCAGCCGAUAUCAAUUUCGAGGAAACUUUAUCAACUUUACGUUAUGCCGAUCGAGCGAAACAAAUUCUGUGUAAAGCUAUUAUUAAUGAAGAUGCUAAUGCUAAACUUAUUCGCGAUCUGAAAGAAGAAAUUUAUAAGUUACGAGAACUAUUGCGUUGUGAAGCAGGUAUUGAUCUGUCAGAUUGUGGUGGUGUAGAUUUGCCACAAGUACAAGUACAAUCACAACAACAACAACAACAACAACCACAACAAAAAGUAAGAAGUUCAAGAUUAAAAUCUGUCACUGGAUCGGGAGAAGAUGCUUUGGAAAGACUGAAAGAGAAUCAAAAAUUAAUGGAUUCAUUAUGCAUGUCAUAUGAAGAAAAAUUGAAGAAAACAGAAACAAUUAUGCAGGAGAGAGAAGCUGCAUUUCACGAAUUAGGUUUAUAUGCUAAAACCGAUGGUUAUGCUGUUGGUAUAUUUUCACCAAAAAAUACACCUCAUCUUGUUAAUUUAAAUGAAGAUCCACUUAUGUCAGAGUGUUUAAUGUAUUUUAUUAAAGAUGGUAUUACUCGUAUUGGUCGUCCUGAUGCUACUCAUCAUCAAGAUAUAAUGUUAAGUGGUUCGCACAUACAAUCGGAACAUUGUACGUUGGAAAAUAAUCAAAAUAUUGUUACAUUAUCACCGUGUAGAAAUGCCAUGUGUUAUGUGAAUGGAACACAAGUAAAUUCGACAAUUGAAUUGAAAAGUGGUUCUCGUGUAAUAUUUGGUAAAUCACAUGUAUUCCGAUUUCUGAAUCCAGAACAGGCACGAAAAGAAGUGAAAAAACUAGAUACACCAUCAACAACAGAACCUACUGAUUGGAAUAGUGCAAUACAAGAACUAUUAGAAAAACAAGGUGUCGAUAUCAAACAUGAAAUGGAAAAGAAACUAAUGACAAUGGAAGAAUUGUAUAAACGUGAAAAAGAAGAAUCCGAUCGUUUAUUAGCGCAACAAAAGUUGGAAUAUGAAUCGAAAAUAACUGAAUUACAAAAACAAAUGGAAACAUCGAUGUCACACUCAAUGUUAUCGUCAAUACUCUCCAGUGGAAUUGGAGGAAGUCAGUUUAAUGACGGAAAAGAGAUUCAACAACAAGAGUCUAGUUUGGAUGCUGAUAAUGGCACGCUUAGUUUUUGCUCAUGGUCUGAAUCCGAAUAUCAAUUAGCUUGGUGGGCAUGGCGGAAAUGGCAUUAUCAUCAAACGACAUCAUUGAGAGAUUAUUCCAACAGAAUUCAGCCUAUAUGGCUUAUCAAGGAUGUCUUGUGGGGUAAUGGUGUUUAUUUGAAAGAAGCAAAUGCAAUUAGUGUUGAAUUACGUAAACAUGUACAGUUUCAGUUUAUCUUAUUAACUGAUACAGUUUAUUCACCAUUACCGCCAGAAUUAACCUCCCAACUCCAUGAAAAACCACAACGAACAAUUGUAGCUGUAGAAGUGCAAGAUUUAAAAAAUGGUGCCCAACAUUAUUGGUCGUUAGAAAAAUUCAGGCAACGUUUAGAACUGAUGCGUGAAAUGUAUUAUAAUUCUGCUGAUAUGUCGCCAGCAUCUUCAGAUACAAAUAUCGAUCAUGUGUUAGCUGGUAUGAACGGUGGACAAGAUCCAUUUUAUGAUCGAUUUCCGUGGUUUAGAACAAUUGGAAGAGCAUUUAUAUAUUUAUCAAAUUUAUUUCAUUCAAUACCUCUUGUUCAUAAAGUGGCCAUUGUUAAUGAAAAAGGUGAAAUUAAAGGUUACUUAAAAGUGGCUGUACAGCAAUUACAACAAAUCGAUGGACAAGAUACAACAUCGGAUUGUACAUCAAGUCAAACAAUGAAAAAUUAUAGAAAUGCAGGAAUGGCCAAACUUGUUUUCGAUGAUGAUACGUAUUUUCAACAUAUGACAGGACCAUCGACACCGACAACAGCUGAAUCCUAUAUUCUAUCAGAUUCAAUUGAUAAUGUUCGCUAUGUUGAAGGUCAAACAACAUCACCGAUAGAUCUGUCAUCAGAAACUAAUGAGUUUGACGUACCUGUUUUUAUUUCAUCAAAUAAGCCAAAAUUAUCAUCAACUCCAUCUUCUAUAUCUCGUCAAAUAAAUAAAGUUCAACAACGUUUAUUAGAUAUUAAUAAUGAUACUUUACCAUCAGAGUUAAAAUUAAAUAAAGAAUAUCAUUUUCGUAUAACAGUUUUAGAAGCUUCACAAAUUCCAAUAGAAUAUGCAGAUAUAUUUUGCCAGUUUAACUUUUUACAUCAGGAUUCUGAAAUUUAUUCAACUGAACCUUUGAAAAAUCAGGGACAACCCGGCCCUCCAUUAGGAUUUUUUCACGUACAAAAUUUUAGCGUUAUUGUUACUCGUUCAUUUAUUGACUAUAUUCUGACACAACCUCUGGCGUUCGAAAUAAUGGGACAUUAUCAAGAACACUUACCAUCACAAACAAUUAUUACAGUUCCAGAAGAAAAUUUAUUUACUGCCAAUAAUAAAACAAAUCGAUCGUUAGUACUGUCGUCGAAUCUAUUUUCAAAACCUGUCCCAGCUCAAACACUAAAUCCAAUAUCGGUUGUCAGUGCUAGUCAUGUUCAUGCCACUUAUGACAUAUUAGUUUGGUAUGAAAUAUGUGAAUUAGCACCAAAUGGAGAAUAUGCAGCCGCUACGGUUGAUCAUUCAGAUGAUGUUCCCUGUUCUGGUCGCUUUCUAUUACAUCAGGGAAUUCAACGAAGAAUCAGCAUCACUCUAUGUCAUGAAUCAGUAUCAGAAUUGAUAUGGAAAGAUGUUCGAGAAGUAGUUGUAGGCCGUAUUCGUGGUCAACGUGAUUCGGUAUUUGAUGAAUCUGAUGGUCAUGUAUUAUCGUUAAAUGUUAUGUCAGCUCAUUAUUUACAAAAACAACAUGAUGAAAGGACAUUCUAUCGUUUUGAAGUUGCAUGGGAUUCAUCAUUACAUAAUUCUCUUCUUCUAAAUCGUUGUACAUCAUCGGGAGAUUCUGUAUAUAUUACAAUAUCAGCCUAUUUAGAGUUUGAAAAUUGUAUACAACCAGCGGUUAUAACCAAAGAUUUAUGUCUUGUUUUCUAUCCAAGAGAUUCGAGAAUAACAUCACCUGUUAGAUCAUUACGAAAUUUAUUUUCGUCCGUUGCAUAUAGAAAUUCAGACGCUAAUCGUGUAACUGCUGUUUACGAAUUGAAAUUAAAAAGAGCUGUUGAUUCAAUUAGUUCAGCCUUACAACGUCGUCAACGUAAAGUAAUUGACACAAGCCAUAUAUAUGUUCGUGGUGAAGAAAUGUUGAAAGGUUGGUUACCGAGAAGUGAUUCAUUAAUUAUUGAACAUCAACAAGAUUUGGAACAAUUAUUUCGAUUAGAAAGUGUUGAACGUACAAAACAUUUUUUACAAGUGAAAAAUCGUUUAAAUAAUCCAUCAUCAAAAACGACAGCUUACGAUUCAAUGUCACCUUCACCAUCUUCGUCAAAAUCAACUCCAUCAUCUGGAAAAACUACACCAUUUGAUGAUACAUCAAAAUACGAUGAACAUCAACAAGAUUUAUUAAAACGUUGUUUAUCACUCAUGACACCUUAUAAAUUAAAUAAAAAUAAUGAAGAAUUAAAAAGAAAUGUUCCAGAAAUUGCGGUAUCAACAAUGGGUGAUGAACAUGUGUUAUCAUCUGAAGAUAUUCAUGCAUUUAAUUUAGUAUUAUCUACUGUUAAAUCGACAAAUGAACCAUUUACAUUAUCAACAUUUUUAAAAGCGUCAUCAAGUAGCUCAGAUUUAUCUCGAUUUGCGUUACUCGAUCCAUCAACAUCUUCAUCAUUAAAUUCAUCUCCAUCACCUCUUAUGAUCAAAUCUCGUUCAAUGGAAAGUUUAUUAAGUACAAGUGGUGGUAGUGAAUUUUCGCGAACAUCUCGUCUACAACGAAAAUAUGUUCCAAUUCUAGAAGAAGUUCGAAUAAGUCCAGUUGUAUCAAGAAGAGGAUAUUUAAAUUUUCUAGAAGAAAAAGCAACUGGAUGGGUGAAAAAAUUUGUGACUGUUCGUCGUCCAUUUGCAUUUAUUUAUAAUCACGAAAAAGAUCCGGUUGAACGAUCAUUAAUUAAUUUAGCUACAGCAAAAAUUGAAUAUAACGAUGAAGAACUGAUCAGUGGCACGCGCAAUACUCGCAAUACAUUUUCGGUUGUGUCAAAAUAUCGUGGUUUCUUAUUGCAACCAUUGUCAGAGAAAGAUGUACACGAUUGGUUGUACGCAUUUAAUCCACUAUUAGCGGGACAAAUCAGAUCUCGUCUGUCUAAUCGUGGUAUGUUAUCAACGACAAUGACUUAA
Didymodactylos carnosus is the source of this 5304-nucleotide messenger RNA. Lineage: Eukaryota; Metazoa; Rotifera; Eurotatoria; Philodinida; Philodinidae. The record is from the annotation of a GenBank genome assembly.